Messenger RNA from Epinephelus moara (kelp grouper), 4765 nucleotides. It is a transcript of the gene sack1b, whose product is annotated as family with sequence similarity 83 member B. The transcript is spliced from 5 exons. Gene Ontology annotation, cellular component: cytoplasm; membrane. The record is from RefSeq and is a predicted model, not a curated record. Lineage: Eukaryota; Metazoa; Chordata; Actinopteri; Perciformes; Serranidae. Bases 192 to 2948 code for a protein of 918 amino acids. Gene Ontology annotation, biological process: epidermal growth factor receptor signaling pathway.
CACACCCUCCAUCUGCAGACUGCUUAUCAUGUUGAGACACCUCCUCGUCUUUGUUUCUUCCAGCUGGCAGUCUCUCCAAAUAUUGAGCACAAGCUGAACAUAUAUAAAACUAAAAAGGAUAUUCUGGGAGCAGUCAAGAGGAUUUUCACAAAGGUCACAAUCCAAAUGUGCUACUGAAACAGCGUGGAGCGAUGGAAUCCCCAGAGUUUUCCCUGCUGUCGUCCUUGAGGGGAGACUUAAAAUCAGAGGAGUUUAUCCAACCCCACUAUAAGGAGGCAUAUCGCCUGGCAAUUGAUCGCCUGGUGAGCGGCGGCAGAGACAGUUACCUCGAGUUCCUCAAGGGAGAGCGUAUCGGGAGCUUCCUCUCAGAGGAAGAGCUUCGCUUCAUUACUGAAAACGCAGAGCAGCUCCCGCCUCAAAAUCACGCAGAGGAAAUCAAUGGCUCACCAGACAACCAAUCAUCCUCAGGGACGUAUUGGCCUGUCCACUCGGAUGUGGACACGCCAGAUUUGGAUUUGGGAUGGCCGGAGGUCAUGCAUGACAAACUUCAGACAAAUAUAGAUCUGCUCUUCCAUCCACCCAGACAAAAUAACCCCACCAUCAAAGAGGUGAUCCGAAAGCAUAUUCAGGAUGCAAGACAGGUCGUUGGCAUUGCGAUGGAUGUGUUCACUGACGUAGAUAUAUUCAAAGAAGUUGUCGAUGCCUCUAUACGUGGAGUCCCUGUUUACGUGCUUUUGGAUGAUUCCCAUCUGAAAAGUUUCCUCACAAUGGCUGAAAGUCAAGAUGUCAAAAUUCAACAGCUCAGGAACAUGAGGGUGCGCACUGUGAAAGGUCAGGAUUAUCUCUGUCGAUCAGGAGCUAAAUUUCAUGGGGCGAUGGAGCAGAAGUUUCUUUUAGUCGACUGCCACACAGCGAUUUAUGGCUCAUACAGCUUCAUGUGGUCUUUUGAGAAGAUACAUCUGAGCAUGGUGCAGGUCAUCACAGGCCACCUGGUGAGGUCCUACGAUGAGGAGUUUCGAACACUUUACGCCCGGUCAAAUGUGCCUGCUGAACUCUGCCCAGCAGAGGGUUUGUUCCAACGCAAUGGGCCACAUGGACGACAGAUUUUGCCAAAAUCUCAUUCCGCCCCCAAAAUUGAGCGGAGGGACCAGUUGAGGCACACACUGGACACAGUCUAUCGAAAGACCUGUGAGAGGAAACUAGGUGUGAGAGACCUCGAGGAGAGGCUCUUUGAAGAAGAACAACAUGAGCUCAGGCCCUUGAAUGAGAAUGGGAUCAGCGGUCAAAACCACAUACCCCAAUUUCAGUCUGCAGAGACAAUGGACUUCUUAAAACGGCACAGCUAUGCUGGGGAGAUUCAGGAUGGAUUAAUGGCGCAGAACAUCAGGCCCAGAGCAAGCAACUGGAAUAUCUCCAGAGAAACCGGAAACAAUUACCCCAUGGAUAAUUACUUACAAGUGCAACAGAUGCACAGAGGUCAAAACAUGCGGCAGUCGUACAAUGGCAAGGACAAACAGAUUCUGUCCAUGCAGCAGAACAUGCCAACACUUGAAAAUACAUCCAAGUCGUUUAUGCGCACAUUGAGGAUUGAGUCCUACCUCAAACACCCUGACGUCCCAUACGGGGACUCUUGUGAUUAUUUAGACCAGUUUGAACCACAGGACAAAGCAAACUCCUUCAUGCAGGGAAGGAUGAGGUCUUCCCUUGUUUUCAGGUCCACCAUACCAGAGCACAUAGAGCCAAACAGGCACUUUAACAACUCUUCCACCAAUGUCAACGCCUCAGCAACACACAACACUCCUAUGCACUACUCAUCCAUGCAGUGGAAUCCAGUAGCAGUAGCUGAACACAGAAUGAGUAAUGAAGAGUUCAUGUUAAAGAGGAAAAGUCUGCAGAUUUUGGAUGACGAUCGGAAUAAUGCAGGUUACGGCCCUGGUAGAAACGCUUACAACUCCAUAUAUGCCAGCUUAGGCCGAGCUAAAGGUGGACACAUGAUCACCAACCCAGACAUCCUGUCAGACAGCUGGCAAAAAAGGCACAGCGUGGCAGAUCCAAGAUCAAACACUGAGUACGGACAUGAAUCCUCCAGUCACAUGUAUGGAGCAUUUGCAAGGAUGCAAGUGAACAGAGGCACAGCAGGGAUGCAUGCACCUAAUGGAGGAUACGGGUCAAAUCUGAAAGAGGAUCAGAGAUCUGCCUCUCAUUAUGAUGUCAAGAGCAUCACAAGUACAAAGAGCCCUGGUACUCCUGUUUGGCAGGAGCCGCCAUCCAGGACUGUGUCUGCAGCAGCCCUGGAUGUGAAUAACAAGGAUUUGUCAGGUAAAUCCCACAGCUCCCACCAUUUCCUGAAGAAGAGUUCCAAGAAAUUAAAAUCGUUACUCCACAUACCAGAGAAAAAAGAGGAUUCAGCUGAAACGCCGAGUCUGAAGUCAGGCUGCAGCACAGACACCAUAACAGCUGAGGAUGAGGAGAGGAUGUCACGUGGAGGAAGACAACUUUACCAAAGCACAACCAACUCUAUCCGGUCAGAACACCAGGGGACACGGAUGGAGGACAACCAGCUAAAAUCGUCAAGACCGCGAUUUACAACUGAGGAGCACCAGAAUCCAACGCAAGUCUCUCUCACUAAACCUGCUGCAGAGAAAAAAAGCAGCAUUUAUGACAAAAGCGCAAGGCCUUUCCUUGACUCAGCGAGCUGGAGCAAGGAACGAGGCGUAGACACUCGCAUUUACAGCAGAUUUGAGCCUCUCUGCUCAUUUGAAAAGAAACACUCCAUGCUUUCUGCACACAGCUUUGGAAAUGCACACUCUCAGGAAAAAACCAAAGGCCUUCCCAAAGGUGAGACAGCUAUUGAAAACAACAUCACUCGAGCUGCGCGAGGGCACCAUGAAAAUAAGCUGGAGAGAUUCAUUCACAGAAUGGGGAACCUCAUACACAAGAACAAAUAGUCUGGGGGUCAAUACAGGUCACUUAUUAUCAAUGCACAUCUGACUCAUAUAUUCUGAGAGUCGGUCUUUAUUUCUGUUUACUUUGUAAAAUGUUUUACGCAAACACUGUUUACAUUUUGUUCAUUUUGUUAUUGUGUACAGAUGCACUAAAAGGAAAAUAUGUUUUAUAUAAAUACAGACUUUUAUGUAACAAAAUUGUAUGUCGUCUUUAUGUCUGUCUUCCACUGGCGUCAACUUAAAGCAAUAAAUUAAAACAACAAAUGCUGCAGAUGCAUCAAGUAGUAGUUGUCAAAAUGUCAAGAUGGAUAGAAUUUAUUGCUGUAGCGUAGGUGUGUGCACAUACCAAACUGCUGUUGUUACUGCAGAUAUUCAGGGGAUUACUGUGAAGGCGUCUCAGAUGCUAUCAGCAUACAAGCUAACCACAGGUUGAAAAACAUGCCAGCCUCAGACAGAAGCUUUAUGAAUGCUUUGAGGGUUACAAUAAUUUUGUAAAAUGGACACAGCAGGAUAAACUGGUUGCCAAUUACAGGAGCUUUCCUCUGUGAAAGACAUCAUCUAUCCGAUGUUUGUUUUGUUCUAUGGACAGCUAAACACCUUAUGCACUAUAAGUACAAUCAGAAUAUACAAUAGUCAGUGGCUGCUCAGGGAAGAUUCAAGUAUUUCAUCUUUCAUUUUUUACUCAAGGUGAAGGAUUUGUGGGCGCACACAAAGCAACAUAACCUCCAGUGUAAAACAUAUUCACACAAACUGGAAGAAUUCAGAUCCUCCAUUCAUAAAUAUAUAUUCUUUCCAGUUAGGUUAUUAGUAUGACGAGUGGGUAUUUUAAACGCUAAUUUUAAUGCUGCUUGCCAGCCAGUCCCAGAGUGGUUCUCUGCAUUUUGCCUCAACACUGCCCAAUUUGUGGGGAUGUAGUGGAUAUUUUUAAACACAGAACAUCCUCUUUUAUAUACUUUCUCUUGAUGAAAAAUGCGGAUGGUGAAAGUUAUGGAUAAUGAUUCACGUUUGUCUUCCUGUCCGUGGAUGAACUAUGUAAAUGACAUGCCUAUUUUCUGGUAGAGCUCAGCCUUUGUCAGAUUACACUUAAAACAUAUAGAAAUGGGGAUGGGGAUGAAACGCUUGCUUUUAACAUAUUUUUGGACAAAACAAAAGUCUUCAAGACAAUUCAUUAGGAAACAAAUACACACACAACAAAAAGCUGGUAAGCAGAUGCAGCCUAAUUAGUUUAAAUAAAGAGGCAAAACACAUGCCCAGGUGUAGAUGUCAUAAUAAACUGUCAAAAACCCUGCAUUAUCAACAUUUAAUGGCCCGGCUCAAUUUUCAUAGCUGAUUCAAGAUAUAAAAAAAAUUCCUAAAGACUAAAAAGGAAAAAAGUAUUUGAUAUGAGUCAUUCAUUUUUAGAAUCUUGGUUUUUAUUACUGGAAUAAGCUCAGUACACAUGUUUGACACUUGCCAUCUGUAAGACUCUGCUGGUCACAGCAGUCACAAACCCUGUGCUUAAAUGGCUCUGAAAAUUACAGCCAUUAGUGAUUAAAUUGUACUUAUUUCCUUUUAAUUAGUGUCUCUGUACAAGUACGGAUAUGUGGUGUAAGACAGUUGUUCAGCAUCCAUUAAAGCAAAGUAAUGAGCAAAAGACACAAAUAUAGAGUUGUUACAUCAAUACUUUUGUCAUCUAAUUUAUUUUAUUACAUCAUUAAUAUAGAGAAGAGAGUCAUAUGGCUGGGUAAUUAAAUUAAUUUUCUUCAUGUACCACACAGCCCAGCCAACAUUGGAAACUAUACCCUGCGGUACAUCCUCCCUGGCUUGACUCUCCUGUGUCU